ACCGUUCGGAAUUUUCAAAUAAUCUUCGUCUGGGAAACGUUUAAGUGUCAUAAGUACGAUUUUUACCUGUGUCUGUUGAAAGUCGCACAUAAAUUUACAAGGAGACGCAUCGCCAGCUCCGUGAUGGCAGUGCUCGGUGCGAGUUCAGUUUGUGCAUUCUCAAGCUCAAAUUCCUAUAAUAGAAUCACGUGGUUCCAGUAAAAGGCAUCAGUGCGAUGUCCCUAUCCCUAGAACGAAAGCUGAACAAGCAUGCUACGACUGUUCUGAUUGGAGGACUAUUUCUGUCAAUGAGCUUGCUGUUUUACCUGUCAUUCUGUAGUAUGCCUUGUGACGACCCCACUUACGGUAUAUCACGUGAAGAACUCAGACAUGCGCAGAACAAGGCAUUCUGGAAUGGACACAUCCUGUCUCCAUCACGUGACUUAACAUUUCCGCUGGUCGUGCUUGUUAUGUCGGCCCCCAAUAAUUUGAUGGGAAGAGACACAAUCCGCGAGACUUGGGCGAGGGAUCUACCAGAGACGGUGCUUCUAAGGUUUGUGAUCGGCUCUGGGUCUCUCUUAGCAGAACAACGAAGUAGCAUAGACAGAGAAAAUUUUAUUCACUCAGACCUCCUGCUGCUGAAAAGCGUUAAUGAUAGCUAUGGAGCACUAACUUUGAAACUUCUAGAAAGUUUCAAGUGGUUGGACAGGCAUGCCGAAUUCACCCAUCUUAUCAAAGCAGACGAAGAUUCGUUUGUACGAGUCGACCGUUUGGCAUAUGAACUUCAAAAGAAGCCGAAAGAGCGGUUCUACUGGGGGUUUUUCGACGGUAGGGCUCACGUUAAAAAGGCGGGAAAAUGGGCAGAGAAGGAGUGGAUUCUUUGUGACCGGUAUCUGCCUUACGCCCUGGGCGGGGGAUAUGUGAUCUCUUCAGACCUUGUCCAUUAUGUAUCUUCCAACUCCAAAUAUCUCAAAUCGUUCAACAGUGAGGAUGUUUCCUUAGGGGCUUGGCUUGGUCCGCUGGACAUUAAACGAUCACACGACACAAGGUUUGAUACGGAGUACAAGUCACGUGGUUGUAAGAAUAAUAAUUUGAUAAUGCACAAACAGUCACCCCUACAAAUGCGAGAAUUAUAUAAUAACCUACAUAAGAUGAACCAGCUGUGUUCGCAGGAGGUGGAAUAUCGAAAGUCAUACGUCUAUAAUUGGGAUGUGCUUCCAUCGCAGUGCUGCAAGAGACCACAGGAUAUUGCAACGAAUAAAUGGCCAGUUUAAGUAAUGUGUUAAAGAUGGUUUUAUUACCUAUGGCAAAAUAUUUUGAAAGCAUUAUUUUUGUACAAUUGUAUGUUAUUUUUGAAAUAUUCCUGGAAAUAAAGUUUCAUAGAUGCUUA
Molecule: messenger RNA, 1369 nt
Organism: Ostrea edulis (European flat oyster)
Lineage: Eukaryota; Metazoa; Mollusca; Bivalvia; Ostreida; Ostreidae
Product: beta-1,3-galactosyltransferase 6-like
Exons: 2
Coding region: 216-1253 (345 amino acids)
Biological process (GO): glycosaminoglycan biosynthetic process
Cellular component (GO): membrane
Molecular function (GO): UDP-galactosyltransferase activity
Source: RefSeq, a predicted model, not a curated record